This is a messenger RNA of Cordyceps fumosorosea ARSEF 2679, 702 nucleotides long. Its product is annotated as O-methyltransferase, family 2. The transcript has 2 exons. The record is from RefSeq and is a predicted model, not a curated record. Bases 1 to 702 code for a protein of 233 amino acids. Gene Ontology annotation, molecular function: O-methyltransferase activity. NCBI's taxonomy places the organism in Eukaryota, Fungi, Ascomycota, Sordariomycetes, Hypocreales, Cordycipitaceae.
AUGCCAAACUACUGUAGCACACAUGAGCCUCAGGAGCUGUACGACAUCAGGAAGACUCCAUUCGCAUUCACAGCAGGCAUGGAAGGCAUGACAUACUAUGAGGUGCUGGACACGGAUCCAAAGCAGCGCGGGCUGUGGAAUAUCACGCUACAAAACAUGGCCAAAAAUUUUCCAGUCCUCGGCAUGUUUCCUUUCCACGACCUCAAAGCCCUCGAGGGACAAGGGUCGCAAGAGCGGCCAUAUAUUGUGGACGUCGGUGGUGGCAGAGGCCAAGCCCUUCUGGCGAUUCAAGAGGAUUGCAAAGGGGCUUUCAGCGGAAAGGCUGUGUUGCAAGAUACUCCCGCUGUCAUAGACACCCUGCAAUCCAGCGAUAUCCCUGGCGCCCAUGUUUACCUCAUGCGCCGCCUCCUGCACGACUUUCAUGAUUCUGAGGCGAUCGAGAUAUUGCGAAACACUGCUUCGGCCAUGGCGCCAGAUUCCCGGCUGCUUAUAUGCGACAUGCUAGUCCCGGACAAUGUGGAAGUUUACGGGCCGAUGACGCUGUAUUGGCUAGACUUCUCUCUUCUCGCCAUCGGGGGUAAGGAGAGAUCCCUUCUUGAGUUUGAACGCAUUUGCGCCCAGGCUGGUCUGGAAAUUGUCAAGGUGUAUCCAUCUCGUGGUGACAAUACUAUUAUGCUAGAGACGAGAUUACAACGUCAGUAG